CAAAAGUAAAAGCGUUAUUUAGACGCUCUCUCAACGUCGACAAGGCAGCGUCUCGGCUCAGCUGAAAGUUGGGGCCGAUUUUUGCUGCAUUUAAGCUCGACCACAAUGUCACCAUUCUUAGCCGCCAUCUUUUUGCAUGGCCUGUGCGUGGCCAACGCCAUCAACUUCAAAACCGUCUACGAGUGGAAUCAACUCGAUUUCAUCUGGCCAUCAGGAGCGGACAGUUCAAUUGAACAGAUUAAAGAUGACUACAGGCCGGAGUAUGUUUUUCUUCAAUACAUGGCUCUUUUCGGAGAAAGACUGUUUCUAACCGUUGAAUCGCUACCCGGAAUUCCCGCAACUUUGGUGCGGCUGCCAACGAGCGGCACGUCGAAUGCACCUCCGAAACUUGCUCCUUUCCCAUCCUGGAAUUUACACGAAAAAGACAACUGCAAUUCUAUUCAGUCGGUCAAAGGUGUGGAAACGGACCCUGAUGGACGGUUGUGGGUGCUUGAUGACGGUAACCAGAAAUGUCCGGGCAAACUUUGGAUAUUCAACCUGGUGAACCACGACUCCAUCGAGCGCGUUCACCAGUUCCCGGAGACAGUCGUCUCUAAUUCAUAUAAUCAGCGGUGGCUGCAUGAUAUUGUGCUGGACAUAACAACAGACGAUCACCUUGCGUACAUCACGGAAAUUACCUUUGAGCGCCUCAUCGUUUACAGCCGAAAAAUGGACAAAUCCUGGACAGUUAAGACACCAGGGAGAAAAUGGGAACCGUCGGCCCUCUCUGCUAACAGGGAAGCGAGACAGUUGUACCUUGGAAAAUAUCAAUCCAACGAACUGUACUCGGUGUCGGUGUCUGAGCUGAAGAACGAAGGCGGAAACGCAACUGCAAAAUUCAUCGGCGAAUGGACUGCAAGACCCUACAGAAUGUUAAUCGACAGCUCCAAUGUCUUGUAUGCCGCCUUUUUCAACCAGAGUUACACCUCCAAAUGGAAUAUCUCGGAGCCCUUUGGCGAACAGCGUAUUUAUGAGGUCGGAAGUCUGCAGGCUGCGUGGCCUUUUACGUUUGCUUUGGACACGAACGGAACAUUAUGGAUGACGGAGAGAAAUGGAACUGGGAGUGGGAAUAAAUAUAAACUACUCAAGGGUGGAGUCGGCGCAAGAUCGUAUUUAUUCAGCACAUCCACAGACUUUUCAGUUCGUGGCUGACCCUGAGGAUGAAAAGAAUGCAAACCUCUUUCAGGCACACGUCGAUGGACAACUUUCCCGGACAGCAAACAGGCUACUGAGACUUUAAUAAAAUAGAGUGUGUUGCAAUUUAAUUUAAAAUAAACAUAGAUAGAUGAAAAAAGCGCUUUUAAGGUCUAUCGCAUUUUUCAACAUAAUAAUCUUUCGUUUGUAGGAAUUUUUGAGUUAAUUAAAAUGUAUAUUGCAUUACAUUCCCAAAAUAAA
This is a messenger RNA of Cloeon dipterum, 1434 nucleotides long. RefSeq names its product major royal jelly protein 3-like. The record is from RefSeq and is a predicted model, not a curated record. The coding region runs from base 106 to 1191 and encodes 361 amino acids. NCBI's taxonomy places the organism in Eukaryota, Metazoa, Arthropoda, Insecta, Ephemeroptera, Baetidae. The transcript has 5 exons.